This is a messenger RNA of Corythoichthys intestinalis (scribbled pipefish), 9198 nucleotides long. It is a transcript of the gene slc6a17, whose product is annotated as solute carrier family 6 member 17. The coding region runs from base 365 to 2557 and encodes 730 amino acids. The record is from RefSeq and is a predicted model, not a curated record. Gene Ontology annotation, cellular component: synaptic vesicle; plasma membrane. NCBI's taxonomy places the organism in Eukaryota, Metazoa, Chordata, Actinopteri, Syngnathiformes, Syngnathidae. The transcript is spliced from 12 exons. Gene Ontology annotation, biological process: L-leucine transport; alanine transport; glycine transport.
CUUUUCUUCUUCUUGGUGCAUCUUGUCAAGGUUUGCGCUGCGCCCCAACGCGCGCACGUGUAAAGCAAAGCGCUCAGCAGUCAGUCAACGCGGCACAGCUCCUCCUUUUCAAUGUUCUUGUAGAUGACCCAUACGCAUAUUUCGCGAUUCGCGCGCGUGGCAGGGAUGCCGCACACGGACGCCGCCGCGCAUCAUCCAUGAAGAACCUCCGCGCCGCGUCCUAACACCCCUUAAACCCACCCGAGAAGCACAAGUUCCUUCCAGAACCUUAACCUCCCUGUGAGACGCCUACCAGGCUCCUGUACUCGCCUCACCCACUAAUCCAGACACCUCUCGGAGCGAGCUCCCACGUGUGCGCCCAGUCAUGCCAAACAACACCAGAGUAACCCAGCUGGAGAACAGCAGCGAACCGGUCACUGAGUCCGUGGCGGACCUGCUGUCUUUGGAGCAUCCUAUGGACUACAAGAGCAGUCAGAUGAGUAUGGGGCUCAGUCCGGGCUCCACUGCACCAGGAAGAGCCCUGCUGCCCUCUCCAGACCCUGACGCUGAGGACGGGAGGCCGGCCUGGAAUAAUAAACUGGAGUACAUCCUGGCACAGGUUGGCUUCUCAGUGGGCCUAGGGAAUGUCUGGAGGUUUCCAUACCUGUGCCAGAAGAAUGGUGGAGGUGCCUAUCUGGUGCCUUACUUCAUCCUCCUGCUCCUUAUCGGAAUCCCAUUGUUCUUCCUGGAGCUUGCGGUGGGUCAGAGGAUCCGACGCGGCAGUAUUGGCGUGUGGAACUACGUGUACCCCAGACUGGGAGGCAUUGGGGUUUCUAGUCUGAUGGUUUGCGGCUUCGUGGGCCUCUACUACAACGUGAUCAUUGGAUGGAGCAUCUUCUACUUUUUUCAGUCUUUCCAGUACCCGCUCCCAUGGGCCGAAUGCCCGGUCCACAUCAACGGAACCCAAGCCAUCGUGGAGCCAGAGUGCGAGAAGAGUUCAGCCACAACUUACUUUUGGUACCGUCAGACGCUGAACAUCACCAGCAGCAUCGAUGACACAGGGGGCCUUAACUGGAAGAUGACUCUCUCCCUGCUGGUAGCUUGGAUCUUGGUGUGCUUGGCUGUAAUCAAAGGCAUCCAGUCAUCUGGGAAGGUGAUGUACUUCAGCUCUCUCUUUCCAUAUGUGGUGCUCUUCUGCUUCCUGGUGAGAGGUUUGUUGCUGAGGGGCGCGGUGGAUGGCAUCGCACACAUGUUCACACCCAAGCUGGAGAAAAUGCUAGAGCCGCAGGUGUGGCGAGAAGCGGCUACACAGGUCUUCUUUGCACUGGGCCUCGGAUUCGGCGGGGUCAUCGCUUUCUCCAGCUACAACAAGCGGGACAACAACUGCCACUUUGAUGCUGCGCUUGUCUCCAUCAUCAACUUCGUCACGUCCAUCCUGGCCACGUUGGUGGUGUUUGCCGUCCUGGGCUUCAAGGCGAACAUCAUGAACGAGAAGUGUGUCGUGGAUAAUGCAGAAAAGAUCCUGGUGUACCUCAAUACCAGCAUACUGAGCAAAGAACUCAUCCCUCCUCACGUCAACUUCUCACACCUGACCACUCAAGACUACAUGGAAAUGUAUGGUGUCAUUAAGACAGUCAAGGAGGACAACUUUGCCCAGCUUGGCCUUGAUCCUUGUAUUCUUGAGGAUGAACUCAACAAGGCCGUGCAGGGUACCGGUCUGGCUUUCAUAGCCUUCACAGAAGCUAUGACGCACUUCCCGGCCAGCCCUUUCUGGUCCGUCAUGUUCUUCUUCAUGCUCAUUAACUUAGGCCUGGGAAGCAUGAUCGGCACUAUGACAGGCAUCACCACGCCCAUUCUUGAUGCAUUCAAGAUUCGCAAAGAGAUCCUAUGCGUGGUUUGCUGUAUUAUAGCCUUCCUGUUGGGUCUGCUGUUUGUGCAGCGCUCAGGGAACUACUUUGUCACCAUGUUUGAUGACUAUUCUGCGGGCUUACCACUUACGGUGGUGGUGAUACUGGAGAACAUCUCUGUGGCCUGGAUAUAUGGAACCAAAAGGUUUAUGCAGGACCUGGAGGACAUGCUGGGCUUCCGGCCAUACUCAUUCUAUUACUACAUGUGGAGGUACGUGUCACCAGCCGUACUGGUGGUACUGAUCGUGGCCACUGUCAUCGAGAUGGCCGUCAGUCCUGCAGGAUACAACGCCUGGGUGGAGGCCGAGGGCUCCGAGCGUUUCCAUAGCUACCCUCCUUGGGCUUUAGCCAUGGCAUAUUCUCUUAUUGUGGUAGCCAUGUUGCCAUUGCCUGUGGUGUUUGUGGCCCGUCACUUUAACCUGCUGUCGGACGGUUCCAACAAACUGUCUGUGUCUUAUCGAAAGGGCAUGAUUAAGGACAUGUCCAACCUGGAGGACCAGGAUGAGCAGCGCUUUAUUCUCGGCAAGAAUCCCCGCCAGGCCCCCUCCCCCGCACCCUCCCACCGUCCGUACUUGGGGCCCGGCGGCACGCAGGAGAUGACCAAUACCAACUAUGGCACCAGCACUAAAACGGGUUACCAGAAUAUCGGCUCACCGGAAUCUGAACUAUAAAAGGCCAAGCUUGUAGUUCAGAAUCUAGUUUCAUUUUAUUAUUUUUUUCUUCAUCCCAACUUUACCCAUCUGGUGGCUCAGGUCCAGGUACUAAAUAUCCAUUGAUCAAUGGCUUUAUUUUCAGAAUAGAAAUAAGAACUAAAGCUGAAAGCAGCAGCGAAUGGGCCCCCCACACACUCUUCGGCAUGACCAAUCCUACAAAUUAUGACCUAUUCAAUUCAAUUCAAUUCAAUUUUAUUUGUAUAGCCCUGGAUCACAACAGCAACGACCUAGGCCCAAAAGAUGCUGUGUUCCCACCCUCUAGGAUAUCUGCACCAGAAUGAAGCUCAUUUUAUCAAUCAAGAAUACACACAUGUUCAGUUCAUGUGCUGACCCCAAUAGAAUAUCAUCACUCUCUCAAAAUAAUUGCACAAGUCAUUGUUUUUUCAAAAUUGUUCGUAAAUAUCAGAAAUUCAUCAAAUAGUCAUUUUUUUGUUCCCUAAAUGAUAAAGAAAAGACUUAAGUGACUGUUUUAAGAAAGUGUCGACAUGUAACAAUAAUUUGGAAACGAGCACAAUACUCAUAAUGCAUUAAAUUUUUAUAGUCAACAUUGGCAAUUUAGUAAAAUAGAUAAAUAAAAAUAAAACACAUUCCCAGAAAAGAAGAGCAACCAAUCACCGCAGAGGACAGAGCAUAGUUUUGAUCUUUAAUGUUUUAAUCUAAACUCUCUUUCACUUUUCUCAUUAUUUAUAGAAUACAUAAAAAGGGACAGUUGAGAUGAAAUGCAUUAUUUGAAUAAUAAAACAUUAAACUUAAGGCAAUUCAACUUAAGCAUCAUACACUUCGUUCAAUAUGACAAAACAGAAAGUUCAAAACAAAAACAAUUAUGAUUCAAAAAUAAGGGCUCGAGUUUCAUGCUGUGUUUAAAUGCCAAGGAAUAAAAAUGAGCUAAAAGUUCAUUCCAUAGUUUGCCACAUCUCCUCUGAGAUGGAGCACAGGAAUGUAGGGAAGGAGCAACUCAGACCGGUAAGGCGUGUAUGACCAUUUUGAGAUUUGAAAAGGAAUAGCAAAAUCUUAAAAUGAACUUUCGACUGCACAGGUGGAAGGAAGCCAGAGUAAUAUCUGCUCCCGCUUGCGUGUUACAGUCAAGAGGCGAGCGGCAGCAUUUUGAUGAAGGUUGAGAAGCUGUCAAAAAGGCACACCGUGAGUGUAAAAACAAUAAUAUAAAGUAUUAUUAUUAUCUUUGUGCUAAACUAAGCCACACAUUUGUAUUAGAUGUUAAAUCAUGCUAUGCUAUUGUUAACAAAAGUGUUUUUUUUCCCUUUUAAUUCAUUAAAAAAAAAAAAAAAAAAAUACCAAUGGCUUUUCAAAAUGUUAGGCACACCCGCACUAUAGUUUACAAGGUAAAAAUGUAAAUAUUUUGACCCUCUCUCUCUCUCAUGGUUUUGAAGCUUACAAAAAUAUUAGGAACAGCACAAUUAAUAACCAAAUAGGACACAAAAAAAUGGUAAUGAUAUUAAUUAGGGUCAAAGGUCAAAGGUCAGUUGUACAUAAAAAUCUAAUGUGUGUUUUACAAGCACAUUCUCCUUUGUGCAAACAUAUCAUUUGUGCAUCUGUCCACCUUAUAGGAGACAUACUAUAUUUAACUUUUUUUUUCCACAAUGUGAAACCGCUCCCGGAUCAAUAAUUAUAGAAACAAUAUUGUGCUGGACCAAAGGCAACACACGUGAUGGGUGAGCAAGCACACUUUAGACACAAAUAUUUGUAUAUAAGACAUUAAAAAUGAUACAUUCCAUAUUAUGCACCCCCAGAGUCACAAUUUUCUUUUAUGACAUCAGACAGUUUUCGUUGUUAAAUGAAGCACAAGGGCUUGAGAGUGAUUGGCUCGGUCAGGGAAUUGGAGUGAGACUUUUGUCUUUCGUGUGUUCGUGGCUUGGUGAACUCUCUGUGUGUAAAAAUAGAGCCAUGUUGCCCAGGUGCGGUGUGGGGGCGCCUUGGCAACGUGCCUUAGAUACCAAGUGCAUCAAGGGUGUGUAGUCACCUGCACGUCUCUUUGGUAAGCAAUAGAUUCAGUUGAAACAUGAACAACUCCUUAAAUAUUAUUAUUAUUAGUAAUAUAUUUAUUUUUAUUAUUUAUUUAUAUGCUUAUAUAGCACCUUCCGAAGGGACCCAAGGAAGCUUUGAAAAUGUCCAGCAUAACAACAUCACAUAUUUUAGACACUAGAUUUGUAGAAACUCCAGAACCUCUCAGCUGAAUUGGCAAGAUUGUAGUAAUCUGCCUGAAAUUCCUCUGUCACUACUUGAGUUUAUGUAAAACCUAUAUCUUUUGAACCUGCAUAACUGUCUUCACAGCCACCUUCACAACCUUGUAGUAGGAACCCAACAUAGCUCAAUCAUUUGGACCUAUUCAAGUUAAGUAAUCUUUCCAAAGAUUAAGACUUGCAGAACCUCAUUUAUCUUGUUAGUAUCCAUAUUCACAGUCUUGUUGUGAACAACCACAACCUCUAUCAGCACUAGAAUCUGCAAUAAAUUAUUUGAUAAUCAGGCACAAUUUUGAAUACUCUCUGGAACUUGAUGGAGAGCAGGUAAAGGUGCAUGAGGAUGGGACUGGUGGAUUUCUGUUUAGUUUAGACAGGCCCAAUACUCAUGGACCUUGCUAAGCACCGAGUAUACUGGUCCAUUAUAGUAGUUUAGACCAAAAUAGAUUAGGCGUGAGGGUCUUGGUGACAGAUUCGGUGCCAGUCAAUAAUUUUUUUUAAUAGAAUGACUCGCUGAUGGGUUUAAUGUGGGAUUAGAUUAAUGUACAAUGUAUGUACUACAUAUUCACAAAAUAAUGUCAGGGUGAACCUAAAAUGUACUAAAUCAUUUCAUGCUAGAGUGGUUAAAGAGCUGUCAGGAUUUAAUAUACAAUUACAUGCUGAAAGUUGAUCAAUUUUUAAGAAUGUUAAAAUUAGGUCCAUCUGUAUAGAAUACGGUUCAUUUAAGGUUCAUUCUGAAAUCUUUGCUGUAAAGCAAAUAUAAAUUUUUUUGGGGCGCUGACAACGUUAAAGCGACUGAUUGCGUGCAUGUACUCUUUAUAACCACAAGGUGUCUCUGUUGACUAACAAAGAGGCUUCCUUGGCCCCUCCCUAGUUCAAACGCUUGAGGCUGAUCAGGUGUCUCAUUCCCUCGGUAACAAUGAUGCUCAUGAUUAGAUUCUUCAAGUUGCAAUUUAUUGUGAUAACAUUUGAUAGCCUUGAUGAAUUGAUAUAUUUUUUCUUAAAUUAAUCAACAUUUACUUUAAAAACUAUGUGACACACAGACUUACAACCAUCUUUUUUUUAAUGAACUUAUAUUAAAGUUUAAAAGCAAAAGUUCUUUAGAUGAAAUGAUAAUAUACUAAAUUCAAAAUUCAAAUAUAACAGACAGCUGGACCCUCUUUUGAGAGCCAGUACAAAGGUACCAAAUUUUGAGAAUCAAUGACAAAAAGUUUUGCAUGCUGUCAUUUUGUCCUCUUUCCGGCAGGAGAUGAAGCACAUUCAAAACAAGCACAUUUGUGUGAGCACAAGCAGGAGCCAGGUCUUGCUACUUGAGUGAUUAGCUCCAGCAGCAGGCAAGCUAAAAAUAUACGACCAACCAACCAGCCAGCCAGUCUGCCAUAGUGAAUUAGGUAAAGAAACACAUAUAUCAUGUCAGCUGUUCAUCUUGGCCUGAGGCUGAAAGCACACUGAAGGUGUUUAAAUAUGAUCAUUGUGUCGCUCUGCACAAUAUUCAACAUAUCUUUCCUUCUCACCUUUUUUAAUUGGCGAUUUAAAAAGUAUGUAAGUAAUUUUUCAGAUUUUAAUUUUCUGCUUAGAUCAUUUCCAUGGCCCAUGAAGGACAAUCAUGGUUUAAGCGUCACUGCAAUCUACUUGACAUAUUCUGUCUGACACUGUUUUUCAACUCAUUCAAACAAAAUGAUCAUUCAUACAUUCUUACAUUCAUCUUCUGUACUCCUUACCCUCACGAGUGUAGGAAAUGAUCAGUGUUUUUCGUUUUUUGUUUGCCAAUUGAAAAGUGAAUGUAGACAAUGCUUUUAUUUUCAUUGUGGAUGUUCAAAGGUGAUGCAUCAUUUCUGUUUUUAUCCACCAUAUUUGAAUAGUUUACAACUAUUCUGCACAGUUUCCAUUCUUGGCACAAUUACACCAUAUCGGCUAAGAUGCCAACCCCUAAUUGAUGGAUUGGUUAAGGACUUAUCUCUAUACUUUUACCCAUGCUUAUGCUUAUAACUCCAGGGUUUGUUUGUCUUGUCUGUUGUGUUGUUUGUGAUAUAAAUAUGAAAUGCAUAUCGAGCCAUAUCUAUAGCUUCAAUUGAGCUUUCGCUAAACUACACCCCCACAGACAGCAUGGCCAUUCAAGGAGCUGCACCAAACAGAAACUGAUGCUUUCCAAGUGGUGCUGUUGAAUCAGAUGUCACAUUUCAUGAACUCAUUGCCAGCGCACUGACUGUGAAUGCUCAUGUCUCAGAGCCAUUGAUGGCACUAGAUAUCCAAUCCAUUUUCACUGGGGGCGACAUUUGAUCGCUGCCAGCCCUCCCAGUCAGAUCGGAUUGGAUGUCUAGCCCCGUCAGUAGCAGCCAAUGAGUUCAAUUUGUUAAUGUUUUUGCUAAAAUUUCUUUUUCUUCCCUAAUAUUAACAUGGAUAAUGUUUUUGUGCUGACUUUUUGUCAGGCAACAAUAAGUCAGUACAGUGAACCACUUCUCUAUUCACACUGACUUGACCAUGUUAUUAUAUUAUAUAUUAUAUCUUUUUUUUUCUAACGCCUUAUGAUGCCACAAGAUGCCACCAAAACACCUUUUCCUUAAGGGGCUAUGCUAGCAAAGAAAUAGCUGGCCAUGAACAGCAACACUAACACUAGCAAGAUUUCAAUUAAGGUCGUCAAAGGUCAUAAAAUGUCUGGUUGGAAAGUAGUAAUUGAUGUUUAUACGGGUUGUGAAACAACAUGUCCUUGCACUUCCACUGUGCCCCCCCCUAACCCCCAAAUUAAAUAAUUUGUUGAACGUUUAUUUUUAACUCAUUGGGUACAAUUGACCGCAGAGGUUCUCUGAAAUUGGGGUGCAGGUCUUAGCGAAAGCAAAAAUGUAUCGACUGGGUGUUUCAGUCUUGAUGUGAGCAAAGCAUAGUUCUACUAUUUAUUUUUAGUUAAACUGUAAAUAUCGAUGUACAUUCCGAUUAAUCUACAAUGCGUAUCGGUGUAUACUUGAGCUGUAAAUAAUAAUUGUAUAUUUUCAACUAUUUUUUGGGAUGUACAGUAGUUCGUUUACUGUCGCUUCGCAGCCUGUCCGAGUGCGUGUGUGUGUGUGUGUGCGUGUGGAUUGUACAGUGCAAUGUGUCAAAUACAUGUAUGUUUUUGUGUUGUUGAAGUGUAGUGGGUGUUCACAGGAUGCACACUCAUGGCUUGUAAGUGAUCAUUGUGUUUGGGGUUCACACAAGCAACAAGAAACUUUAUCAGUGGAAUAGAAAGUUUAGAUUUGCUCUCAUUUUGUGGGAGAAUUCAAACUGCAACCUACAAUAAAUGGAAUUUAAAAAAUAUUUGCUUUGAUUUAAUAGUUUGUUUUUGUGGCCUCUCUUAUAGGAUGUAGAUGUAAGACACAGACUUUAGGUGAAGGACUUCCUCAGUGUGUCAAAUAAUACACACAAGUGUGAUGUCACACUUCAACAUUUCGGUUUAUUUAUGGUGGAUUUUUUGAGUAAUGGUUUUAUAAAUGUACUUGUUGUUUCAUGUUAUUGUAAUUCAUUUUGGUUUGUAAAAUGUGUUCAAGGCUAGGAUGUAGUUUAUCCAAUAGCUUUUUUUAUUUCUUGAUUUAAGAAAUGUAUUAAAGCUGGGUUUUUUUUCCAUUCCUGAUAGCUUUAUCAAUGCACCAUAUUCAUGACCUAUUAAUUUAUUGAACUGUUUCAUUAUUAUAUCUGUAUUCAAUUCAAUAAUGGAUUUCACUCACUUUAUACAGUUUUUUUCCGCCAAGGUCCCCUUCUAAUUUCCACCUCCAAUUCAAAUAACACUUUGCCAUAUAUAAAAAUGUUCUAAAAUGUGUAUGAAAGGAACUAUUAAAACUACUGUAAGAAACACAAGGGUUUUCUGGAUCAGGAAUGAUAUUUUACCUUGAAAGUAAAUUGUGUUUUUUUUUUCUUUCUUUCUAUACUUUAACUGUCAAAGAAUAAAAAGGGAGAAAACAACUAGCAGCUGUCGUGGCUGAUCCACCAUAUUACAGACCACCAAUAUAUGUCUGGUCACCAUGGCAACGGCUGUGACGUCAUUCUCCAUAAACGCAGAUGCACCACAAAAAAAUUAGGAGCUGUUAGUUUAAAGCCAGAUUAUUAUAUUAAAUCAGAUUAUUAUUAGGGAGCAUUUUGAUGCAAUAGUACCAUUCAUAAACAUUAAUUAUUGGAUCAAUCUGUUGGAAUUUGGAAAAGGCAUCUUCAACUGCAUCCUAUCAUUUGACAAUUACACUCAGUUAAAUCAUAUUGAAGUCAUGCGUGCUAUAACAAUCUCACCCUCGUGUAGUCAAAGCAAUUGCUAUAAUCUCAGUGUAUGGUUUAAGACUCGCAUCUUCCUGCAGGUUAUAAUAUCAUACAUUAACAAAACAUUUUAAGGGGAAAAUUAUCUGAAUUAAGUUAAUAAUUAAACUAAUGCAUAUCACAGCUAAA